Molecule: messenger RNA, 770 nt
Organism: Drosophila suzukii
Lineage: Eukaryota; Metazoa; Arthropoda; Insecta; Diptera; Drosophilidae
Source: RefSeq, a predicted model, not a curated record
UUACAAACCUCGGAACAGGCCACAUUUCUAUAAGCAUUAUAUUAUAUAUAUUACAAAAAUAUUUCCAUUUACCUUUUUGGCUCGCGCCGCAAAAGCAAAAUCGUACAAAUUCAUUGUUAGUUUUUAGCAAUACCAAAAGUAAUUACAAAUAAGGAAGGCACAGUGCCGCAAUCGAUACGCGUUGUUCAGAAUGAAUCCCACCAAUUUGGGCAGGCAGAACGGAGCUGUGGUGCUAGAGGUGUUGAAGGUGCUGGGUCGUCCGGCGACCAGUUACGAGGUGGCCGAAAGGGUGGCCGAUGUCUAUCGUUUGCCGCUGCAGCGCAUCCGUCCAGUGGUCACCGACGUCCUCGAGGGCGGAAAGCGCGAGGGCUUCUUCAGCUGCCUCAACGGUCGCUACUCGGUGGUGCAGCCGGUGGUGGACCAACUGGGUCGGGACAUCGAUCAGUAUGCCGCCGAGAUUCUGGCUGGGUGCAGUGCCGAGGGAGCCCUGCCCCAGAUGUCGCCCCUGAUGCUCAAGCUCCAGCAGCUGGACGGAUCGCCGUCCAUGGUGAAUGGGAAUCGGUACCGCCGGACGACCUCGGGGGAGCAACGCGAACGGAUGCCCUCCGGGGAUGUGCCCAUGGACGCCCGUCUCCUCAUGCUGCCCGUCGUCUCUACCCUACUGUGAAAAUUCUCCAUCCAUCAAAUUGUCCAACCCAUUGCACAGAUCUGUGAGUGCAAUCAAAAACUUCUGGCGUCCAAUAAACUUUGGGGCAAGGCUCCGAAUAGAA